This is a messenger RNA of Magallana angulata, 1183 nucleotides long. Its product is annotated as peptidoglycan-recognition protein SC2-like. The transcript has 7 exons. Bases 68 to 1114 code for a protein of 348 amino acids. Gene Ontology annotation, molecular function: zinc ion binding; N-acetylmuramoyl-L-alanine amidase activity. Gene Ontology annotation, biological process: peptidoglycan catabolic process. The record is from RefSeq and is a predicted model, not a curated record. Lineage: Eukaryota; Metazoa; Mollusca; Bivalvia; Ostreida; Ostreidae.
AUAUAAUAUAUAUAUAUAAAUCUUGCGAUAAAGUCACUGAAAGCUUCAAAGUGACAACGACAACACGAUGCUUGAGGUUGUUUACUUUACGUCCGUGGUUCUCUGUGUGUUAGGAAGUGAUGCACCUUGCCUCAACGACGGGGGCACCUGUCAGUACGACCACUUGCCCUGUCCUGGGGGAUACGUGUCUGGUCUCUGUUCCGGGGCGUCCAAUCGCCGAUGUUGUCAAUCUUCAGGAAGUGACGCACCGUGCCUCAAUACCGGGGGCACCUGUCAGUACGACCAUCUGUCCUGUCCCGGGGGAUACGUGUCCGGCCUCUGUUCCGGGGCCUCAAAUCGUCGAUGUUGUCAAGGAGAUGAUUCCGCAUGUCUUGAUGAGGGAGGUACUUGCCAGGACGAUAGUUUGUCCUGUUCCGGGGAAUACGUAUCCGGACUAUGUUCCGGGGCAUCCAAUCGGCGAUGUUGUAUAGAAGACUCAGCAUGUCGUGCCAGAGACGGCACAUGUCAGGACGACAGUUUGUCCUGUCCUGGAGAAUAUUUGUCCGGUCUAUGCUCCGGCGCAUCCAACCGGCGAUGUUGUAUAGGAGCGGAUAGUGGUAUGUGCUCUAACGUGAAAGUCUACUCCCGCGCCACCUGGGGGGCAAGGGACCCCACCAGUGUGUCCGCCAUCUCCACCCCCGUGGACCUCUUCUUCAUUCAUCACACAACAGGAAGUCGCUGCUAUGACUUUUCUACAUGCGCAGCAAAAGUGCGCAACACUCAAAACUAUCACAUGAACACUAAAGGUUGGUCAGACAUAGGAUACAGUUUCCUUGUGGGUGAGGAUGGCGCAGUCUAUGAGGGUCGCGGCUGGAACAACGUUGGAGCCCACACCUCUGGUUACAAUAGUCAGUCCUUUGCCGCGGCUGUGAUGGGAAACUUUAUGACCACGAAACCGAAUACCGCGGCUUUAAACGCAGUGAAGAACCUGAUCCAGUGCGGCGUGAACCUUGGCCACAUCACCUCCAACUACAGACUGUACGGUCAUCGUGAUGUCAGUAGCAGCUCCUGCCCCGGGGAUGCUCUCUAUAACGAAAUCAAAACGUGGCCGCAUUACAGUACUGCUGCACCGUAAUGCUACAUGUAUAUAUAUGUCCUACACACAGGAAAUGUUAUUGAACAAUUAAAAAACAUUAUAAAGUCA